This is a messenger RNA of Aureobasidium uvarum, 1503 nucleotides long. The record is from the annotation of a GenBank genome assembly. NCBI's taxonomy places the organism in Eukaryota, Fungi, Ascomycota, Dothideomycetes, Dothideales, Saccotheciaceae.
CAGCGCAGUAAGCCGGACCUCGAUUUCACCCUCCGACAAGUCUUUGGCAAACCCUCUUUCAGACCCAUACAGCGCGAAGUCAUCGAGGCCGCUCUAGAUGGCAACGAUGUUUUUCUUCAAGCUGCUACUUCAUUUGGCAAAAGCUUGUGCUUUCAACUGCCAGCAUGUAUUGACCUCGGGAGUGAGCAAAAUCGUAAGCGAGACGAAUUGCUUGCAGAUUCUAACAUCUCUCANGUCACGAUCGUCAUAUCGCCUCUUCUUGCACUCAUGGUCGCUGCUCUGCGUACUGCAGGGAUUCGGGUCGCUACUAUCAAUAGCACUGUUUCCAGGCACGUCCGUGAUACUAUCAUGGCUGAUCUCAAGACUGGCCAUCCUCUCACUAGACUACUCUACGUUACCCCCGAGUUCUGCGCUAUGGACCACUUCCGCCGGGUUCUACGUGUGGUCCAUGAACAGAAAGAACUCUCCCGGAUUGCAAUCGACGAGGCGCAUUGCAUCUCUGAAUGGGGUCACGACUUUCGUCCGAGUUUCAAAGAACUCAACUUCUUCAAAAACGAGUUUCCAGAUGUACCGAUAAUCUGCUGUACAGCCACGGCUACACAGCGUGUGCGAGACGACAUUAUUGCCACUCUACAUCUCGACAAGCGCAAGCUGAAACACUUCACCAUGACCACUAGCCGGCCAAACUUGCACUACGAAGUCAGGUACAAAUCGGAUGAGGAAGAUCACUACGAUGAUUUCCUCGCAUGGAUCAAAGCCGCACAUGCCCGACGCAAAAGCCCAGAACGAGCAGCGGAGCUGGCAGCUCGCAAGGAACGGCCGACGAACGUGCCAGGCAUCAUCUACACCUUGUAUCGACGAGAUUGCGAGAUUCUAGCUGAGCGUUUGACCAAUGAUGGUAUCGGCGCAAAGCCUUACCACGCUGGCCUGACCAACGACCAAAAAGACGACCAUCUCUCUGGCUGGGUAGCCAAUCGCGAAGGUUACGACGUUAUUGUAGCGACCACAGCUUUCGGCAUGGGUAUCGACAAAGAAAACGUCCGUUUCGUGGUGCACUGGCAGAUUGCAAAAUCUUUCGAAGGGUACUAUCAAGAAGCAGGGCGCGCAGGCAGAGAUGGAAAAGCCUCAGUCUGCAUCGUCUACUACUCCCGCGAGGACCGCGACCGGGGUGCAAACAUGCUCGCCAGAGCUCAAGAGCAGAAGAUGCGGCAAGAGAUGAAUAAAGGUCGUAACAAGUCCGAGUACGAUAACAUGAGCACGCAUCCUGACAGCCACGGCCGUGCCAACUCUUUGCUGUACCUGACGAAAUACUGCGAGGCAACAGGAGUGUGCAGACACAAGAUGAUAGCAGAGUAUUUUGGAGACAAGACUGUGGUACUGUGCAACUAUGCUUGCGACCACUGCAAGGAUCAGAAGGGGCUUGAGAUGAGAAAGAAUAAUGGAUUGGCGAGCGAGGAGUGGUGUUUGACGCAGAGACAGUCUUAUUCCUACGAUGAGUACGAC